This is a messenger RNA of Emericellopsis atlantica, 1830 nucleotides long. RefSeq lists its product as uncharacterized. Gene Ontology annotation, cellular component: cytoplasm. NCBI's taxonomy places the organism in Eukaryota, Fungi, Ascomycota, Sordariomycetes, Hypocreales, Bionectriaceae. Bases 313 to 1530 code for a protein of 405 amino acids. The transcript is spliced from 4 exons. The record is from RefSeq and is a predicted model, not a curated record. Gene Ontology annotation, biological process: protein import into nucleus.
UUGCAGCCUGGGACAAGAUCUAUGCAGGCUCGCUAGAUCACAGAGCACUUCUCGGGAUCUUAAGGAAGCUCAAAGCUUGUUCAAUGCACAACUCUGUUUAAAGUACCUUAAGUUAAGGUACAGGUGGUGCUUUAUCAGGACUGGACCCCACCAAAAAGCGAUCUAAUAAAUAUCCACCCAAAAACAUCCAAAGAUGACGAUGCCCACUCCCUUGAUCAGCAACAAUAACCAUUCACAUCAACGUCUGAUCACUGCCGUCGACUGCCACAACGCGCACAAGAUACGACAUACAGUUACAUCACAGACGUCGAAAUGUCUCUCCCGCCUUCGACGAUUCGCAUCAAGCGCAAGCGCGACGACAGCGAAGCGCCCGUAACCUUUCUCCAACUCGACGAGACUGUGAAACGAGCGAGGAAUGGUAGUGGCUACAUUUACCAGCGCAAGCAACCUACACUCCCAGCAUCCGUCGACGCGCCAGCGACACCGCGACAAGAUGCUAAACCAACCAUCCACGUGUCCCCAUCGCCCAUCCCGCCGCGCAAAACCCUCUCGCCGAAACCGAGCUUGUCAAGACUUCGAUCGGAGACACAAAGGCGUUUUCACCUGAGUAAAUCGAAUUUGUCCGCGCAAGGGAGCGGGGUGCUCAAGAAGCGCCCAUCGGGCCCGGCUGUCUUUGUCGAGAGGAAUCGCAAGAGGGUGGCGCAACGACUCAAAGAGCAGCGAGGGGAGUCUGGUCUCGCCGACGAAAAGAAAGAGCAUGCUUCAGUGGGGGAGACGGCGACGCCGCGCAAGCUGAAGCGACCAGGCACAAAGGCCGUUGCGGCGCAAAAGCCAGCAGCCAGUGCCACGCCCCUGCCGGCUUCUGUUGCGAGACCGCACGCAGAGAAUAUGGAACGCAUCACGGCAGACAUGAAUUCGUGGGUCAUGGCGGAAAUUGGCGCUACUUUGCAAGAGAUGGACCGGGAGAAGCAGAGGACAGCAGCGCGGGCGCGACCGAAAGCACCAGCCCUGCGCUAUGCGGACCGACAUCCAGAGUCGAGGACACACGCACCCGGGAACAAAGGGGAUGACGAUGCCAUGGCGAUCGACUCUAGCGACGACGAGGAUGGCGACUGGGUGAUUGAGGAGUACGUCCGGAUCCCUCUGCAGAGCAUGGCUGUCGACGUCAACCCCGGCGACGUGGGCGUCCUGGUUCUCGAGGGCGAGGAGGAGGACGUCUUCUUCUUUGGGCCGGCCCAUGAUGAGGAUGAUGACUACCUCGAGGACGAUGAGGACGAAAACGCCGAGAAUCAUUAUACAGCCGACUACCCCGAGGACGAGGUGGAUUCUGAUGAUGAAUACAAUCGUCACGCCUACUUUUACCGCACUCAGAAUGCGUCUGAUGACGAGGAAUAUGACAACGACCGGUUCGAGUAUCGCAGCGACGACGGAGAGGACGGUUUUGUCAUGGAGGGCGAUGACCACGAGGAAGUCACCAUGGCACGAAUCAAGCGGUUCAUGGAGAGGUCGCGCGAAGCUGAGUACCGCUAGGAUAGCUACCCGACAAGAGAACGACAGUUGUGGUGAUGGCACGUUAUUUCCUGCGCCGACUUGUAUGAGCGACUGGACAAGGAUGAUAAACUUGAGAAGUGCACAAUCAUUGUAGUAUCCCAUUAGCGUUCGUAUGGAGUAUGGCGCCUAUUGAAAGGCGCCCCCAUUCAUCCAGAGUCAUCUUCCGCCCGCCCUUGAAAAUGAAGUAUAUAGUAAAGAAGAAGGAAGAAACGAGAAGAAAAAGCACGACUUUUUAGUGUACAGUCGAUUCGGCCGCUCCCAGUGGUAUAUAAACACCAU